Messenger RNA from Effrenium voratum, 1705 nucleotides. NCBI's taxonomy places the organism in Eukaryota, Dinophyceae, Suessiales, Symbiodiniaceae. The record is from the annotation of a GenBank genome assembly.
GCUGUCAAGCACGGUUGGAGCACCCCGUCGCCGGCCAUGCUGCCGACGCAGCCGCUACCCGCCUGCGGCCACUUCUGUAUUUCCAGGCCAGCGGCAGUACGCCACAUCUUGGAACAAGGUGCCAUUGCAGGCGCGCGGCAGCUGCUGAUUCCGGUUGCGGAAUUCGCGCACACGUGCGAGGGCCAGGCAGCAAGCUGCUCCUGUUCCGUGUGUGAACCUCGACAACCUCUCUUGGUUUCAACAAGGCCAAGAUGCAACGCCGCCAGUUGAGACGACCAAUGCCGUCAAAGAAGCUCUGGCCACGCACGGCAUUUUCACCGUCAGAGGCCAUGGCAUCUCGCAGGAGGUGCUCCAGACGGCCAGGGAGGAAUCGGCCGGAUUUUUCAACCAGCCGCUUGCGGCGAAGCAGUGCUGCGCUGUGUUUGGAAUGGAGCGCAACCGUGGGUUUGAAAUUUAUCCUCAUCAUCAACGAUUCCUAGACCAAUGGACGGAGAUAGCAGAUAUCCCAAUGGAUGCACAUCCUGAGCCGUCUGCUCGUCAAGGCAUCGUCUGCGAGCGAUUUUGCUGUGGGCCUCCUGAAGUGUGUGAGCCUGCCGCACCCAUGAAAGCCUGGAAGCUGGACGACUUUUAUCACUCAGAGUAUGGAAAGGUCUUCUUCGCGCCCAAUGUGUGGCCGGCCGCGCCGGAUGCCUUCAAGGCGUCAGGUGCCUUGGAUGCCUCAGAUGCCUCGUGCCGGGACUUGCAGCCUUCCCUUCUGGCAGCCUUUGGCGCUCUGGAAGCGCUGGCUGAAGCCCUGCUGCUGCUUCUGGCUGAAGCUGUAGACAUGGAACCGGAGCCAUUGAGAAAGCUAUUGGUCGAUGAUGGGCGGAUUCGACACUCCAGCAUGUUGCAGGUGUGCAACUAUCCCUCCCUCCUUCCGCGGCAGCUUCGACCCACCGAGUCUGAGUACCAGCUGCGGGCGAAAGCCCACCAGGAUUUCGGCGCCUUCACCAUCCUGUCGAGGUGCCCAGGCACGGACUCCGGCAAGCUGAAAUGUGGCCGCAGUGGCGCUUUGGAGGUCAGAUUGCCGAGUGGAGACUGGAUGUGCGUACCUGCCAAACUUGAAGAGCUGACUGUGAUGCCUGGCACGCUGAUGGAGUACUUGUCUGCAGGACGCUGCCCUGGCGUCACGCACCGUGUCACAAAUCCGCCGUCUGAGAAAGCAUCCGCAUCGCGACGGCUUUCCCUGACAUAUGUUGUCAAGCCAGACUACACAGCCCCGGCAGUACCACCGGGUAGCAAGCUGGCCUCGGAUCCCUCUACGCCAGCACUUGGGGAUUUGUGGCGGGUAGGAUGGCAGGAGAAGCAGCGACUGACCGGAGCCAUGCCCCAUGGCGAGGCCGUGCAGUACUUCCACAGACAUCGGCAGGAGCUGCGAAAGCGGCUGCUGCUUCAAGGUUGAUGGCCUGUCCGGAACAAGCACAUUUGCAAGAGUAGUCAGCGUGGUCGCUUCAGUGCCUGCCGCCUUGGCGCCACAGGAAGUGCGCGCAGGGGGGGGGGCGCAGACUUGGUUGACAAAGCUGACUUUACUGCGGCCUGAUUGGACCAACGUCACGGUGGAAGCUCGCAGGCUGCAGCUUCUGCAGCCGGUGGCUGGUGAGCUCAACUUCCACGAGUGGGUCCUUAAAAUUGGAUGUUGAAGGACCUCCCCGCACGUGCGGUCUGC